CUGUACAUACAAUCCUUUUCUUCAACGCCAUUCUCAACUCUAUCAUCACCAAUUGCAGAUAUCUCGCCGGAAGAUAUCACAAAAAGCCUUUUCAUCUCAUUCUAUUCACUAGCCAUUAUCUUUUGACUCACAAAACUAAAAGGGCCCCAUUCUCGUUUUCAUCAUAUUUUCAUCAUGGCUCCUGCGCGACAACAGCCGCCUCCGCCGUUUGGCAAGGACGAAAAAGUCCUCUGCUUCCACAUGGACAUGCUUUAUGAAGCCAAGAUCAUGGAUGUCCAGCCUGCGGAGAAGCCCAAUGAAGGAUAUCGGUACAAGGUUCACUACAAGGGCUGGAAAAACACGUGGGACGACUGGGUUCUGGUGGACAGGAUCAGGCCCUUUGACGACGAGCACAAGGAGCUGGCAGCCCAGCUUCACGCGCAGCUCAAGAACAGCAUGCAGAAGACGUCCAAGGUGCCCAAGAAAAUCGUCAAGAGUGGCGGCGAGUCGGCGCGUGGUAGCGAGGAGCGAGGGUCCGCCGUCACUCAGGGAGGCAGGGGAGGUAGGAGAGGCAAGGACUGGGAACUAGAGCAGGAGGAUGCUUUCCACAGCAAACCGAUGAUCAACAUCUCUGUGCCUGAUCAUAUACAGGCCAUGCUCGUGGACGAUUGGGAGAAUAUCACCAAGAAUAACCAGCUUGUACCUCUGCCUCAUCCAAACCCAGUCACCAAAAUCUUUGAGGAUUACCUUGCCGUUGAGCGGCCACGCAGGGAAGAGGGUUCAUCUAGCAUGGAUAUCUUGGAGGAAGUUAUCGCCGGAUUUCGGGAAUAUUUCGAGAAAGCCCUGAGCAGAAUACUUCUCUACAGAUUUGAGCGUCAUCAGUACAUGGAUGUGCGGAAACUCUGGGACAACGCCGACGAGAAUUCACAGUAUAAAAACGUUUGCGAUGUUUACGGCGCAGAACACCUUGCCCGCCUUAUUGUUUCAUUGCCUGAACUCCUUGCGCAGACCAACAUGGAUCAACAGUCUGUGUCCCGCCUCAGAGAAGAGAUUGGAAAGUUCACUACUUGGCUGGGCCGCAACUGUCAAUCAUAUUUUGUCAAUGAGUAUGAGACUCCAUCACAGGAGUACAUUGACAAGGCUCGAAGCUUUUAAGUGUCCUUCCUUACCUUUUGGCAGCCACCCAAAAGUUCUGUUGGAUCCAAAGAAGAAUAGAACUGCCCACUUUCGUCUGUUGCCGGAGUCUGUUUGAUGUUCUCUAGGCUUUUUUUUUUUUUUUUUUUGGCCCGCUCCCCUCUGUUUAUUGUUUGUUAAUUUAGUUUGAAUCACGACACACACACACUCGCUGUAACCAGCAAAGUGCCGACGGCAACUGCUGGCUCGAUGAUAGUCUUACGCCCUUGGCAUCGCUUUGUGGGAUUAUCGUCUUAUUGAAGGAUUCGUUGGGAACGGCACUGGAUAGGAUUAGCAAGGUGUUAAUGCGAUGAACCCGGUGCUUUCUUUUGGUUUUCGAUGACGCAGUUUUUAGUUAGAGUUGAGGGGAGACGGGGGUUUUCUUUCAAGAUAAUGCGGAAUGUAUUUCUUUUUGUCU
This is a messenger RNA of Trichoderma virens Gv29-8, 1570 nucleotides long. RefSeq lists its product as uncharacterized. NCBI's taxonomy places the organism in Eukaryota, Fungi, Ascomycota, Sordariomycetes, Hypocreales, Hypocreaceae. The record is from RefSeq and is a predicted model, not a curated record. Bases 175 to 1134 code for a protein of 319 amino acids. Gene Ontology annotation, cellular component: nucleus; NuA4 histone acetyltransferase complex; Rpd3S complex. The transcript has 4 exons. Gene Ontology annotation, biological process: regulation of DNA-templated transcription; chromatin organization.